Nanorana parkeri is the source of this 1583-nucleotide messenger RNA. It is a transcript of the gene PLA2G7, whose product is annotated as phospholipase A2 group VII. The coding region runs from base 99 to 1412 and encodes 437 amino acids. The transcript has 11 exons. NCBI's taxonomy places the organism in Eukaryota, Metazoa, Chordata, Amphibia, Anura, Dicroglossidae. Gene Ontology annotation, molecular function: 1-alkyl-2-acetylglycerophosphocholine esterase activity. The record is from RefSeq and is a predicted model, not a curated record.
CUGUGACACAUGACAUCCAAUCCUUGUAAUACAGAAACGUACUUGAACUCGGCACUCUCAGUGAGAACAUGUAAUACGCGGGGUGAAGAGUGUCUGACAUGUCUCCUGUCAUAAGCUUUUCAAGACAUUUGUUUGGUCGUAGCCGCUUUCUGUAUUGGGCUCUGAAGAGCGUUCCCAUCAGACGCUUGGAAGACUCCAGAGCAGCAGUGAGGAUGGGAAACUACAGCAGUCUCCAUUUCUGUGGGAUACCCAGUGGGAAGGGACCCCACACAGUCGGCUGUACAGACCUGAUGAGCGAUCACACCAUUCAGGGCAGUUUUCUACGAGUGUUCUACCCUUGUGUGGACAGCGAUGAAUAUGAAGAAGCUCUAUGGAUUCCUCGAAAAGAGUAUUACCGGGGACUCGCAGACACUCUGAAGCUCAACAGGACUCUGACUGAUUAUAUUUUUAGCUGCUUCUUUGGGUCUGUGAAAUGUCCGGCAAAGCUGAAUGCACCAUUCAAACCAGGAGAAAAAUACCCCCUCAUCAUAUUCUCCCACGGGCUCGGAGCUUUCAGAACGUUGUAUUCAGCUAUCUGUAUCGGGUUGGCGUCACAGGGCUUUGUAGUUGCGGCAGUUGAGCACAGAGAUGAAUCUGCAUCUGCAACGUUUUAUCUCCGGGAGAGCUCCCCUACGGACCCUUGUGAGGAUGUGUGUGACCCUCUGGAGGAGGUGUGGAUUUAUAACAAGGCUCCCAAACCAGGAGCAGACGAAUUCCCACUCCGGUUUGAGCAGGUACAGAAGAGGGCAGAUGAGUGCAUCAAGGCUCUGGACCUCAUGCUGGAUAUCAACGCUGGCAAACCAGUAACCAAUGCAUUGCCAUCCAACUUUGACUGGCUUCCGUUAAAGGACUCGAUGGAUGUGCAGAGAGUGGCAGCAGCGGGACAUUCCUUUGGGGCAGCUACAGCAAUCAAAGCUCUUGGCAGGGAUUCACGAUUCAAGUGUGGUGUCGCUCUGGAUGCCUGGAUGUUCUCUCUCCGAGAUGAAAUCUUCUCUGUCAUCCACCAGCCGGUCUUAUUUGUCAACUCCGAGAAGUUCCAGUGGGUGGACAAUGUCAUGAUCAUGAAGAAGAUGGAUUCCUCCAGCGUGGAGAGGAAGAUGAUCACCAUCAAGGGCAGUGUACACCAGAGCUUCCCGGACUUCACCUUCCUCACCGGUUAUCUUGUAGGGAAAAUAUUCAAGUUGAAGGGAGAAAUUGAUCCGUAUGUGGGGAUGGAAAUUAUUAUCCAUGUGACUCUCGCGUUCUUCCAGCGACAUCUAGAUCUCCAGAGGGACUUCAAUCAAUGGGAUCAUCUCAUCGACGGUGAAGGAGAAUUCAUCAUGCCAGGAACGAAUCUUGCUCUACCUCCAGCACAGACCGAGGGCCCCAAAUGACCCUCAGUGCCAACAAGUGACCCACAGCCUAUUACCUCCUCCCCACCGUGGGAGCAUUCUGCUCUGUGAUGGAAGAGAGAGCUGUGCCUCCUCCAUGGGACGCCCGAUACUUGUGACUGCCGACUGUGGAGGAAUCUGAGACUUCCCAUAGUCUGUGAUCUAGUGCUAGGA